Molecule: messenger RNA, 2443 nt
Organism: Microplitis mediator
Lineage: Eukaryota; Metazoa; Arthropoda; Insecta; Hymenoptera; Braconidae
Gene: Myd88
Product: myeloid differentiation primary response protein MyD88-A
Exons: 6
Coding region: 115-1356 (413 amino acids)
Biological process (GO): defense response to Gram-positive bacterium; positive regulation of canonical NF-kappaB signal transduction; innate immune response
Cellular component (GO): plasma membrane
Molecular function (GO): Toll-like receptor binding; TIR domain binding
Source: RefSeq, a predicted model, not a curated record
UAUUGGCAUUGGCAAUGACGUCAUGACACUUGUUGGAAUUUUUAAUUACAGUUUUCGAUUAUUUUUAUUUAAUUGUUAUUUGUACUAUUAUUAGUUUAUUUAUUUAUUUAGAAAAUGGCAGAUGUGUCAGCGGUACCACUCGUUGCAUUGUCUUCAGAAUCAAAAUUUUUAUUAUCUACACUUUUAAAUCCUAUUAAAUGUAUUCCAACUGACGAUGGAUAUCCAAGAGAUUGGCGAGGAAUCGCUGAUUUAUUUUCAUUUAGUGGUGAAUUAAUACCAGCGAUAGCUUCAAAUCCAGAUCCAAUAUCAUUUAUUCUAGAUGUUGUGACUAAAAAAAAUCCUAAAACUGUGAUAAAAGAUUUACAAAUUGUAUUGGAAAAAAUAGAACGUUGGGAUGUUGUUGAUGAUACGCAGCCAGUAUUUGUGAAAGAUGCUGAAAAAUAUUAUGAGCGUAUGGAGAGAAACGAAACGUCUGCUGAAAUAACUGAUAAUGAUAUUGACAGCAAAAUGUUAACUGUCGAUGAUCUUUAUAGAGUGAAAGCUGGUUUGUCAAUCCAACGUUACGAUGCAUUUUUACUUUCUGCUGAUGAGGAUACUGAUUUUGUUGAACAAGUUAUUGAAUAUUUAGAACAAAAACAUAAUCUGAAGCUUUGUAUCAAAGACAGAGAUUUAAUAAGCGGAAUAACAUUUGAACAUACGGCAAUAAUGAAAUUAAUAUCUGAACGCUGUAAUAGAUUAAUUGUUGUAUUGUCUCCGAAUUUUAUAAAAAGUACUGCCAAUGAAUUUUUUUUAAAUUAUGCUCAAGCUAUUGGUAUAGAACAAAAUCAUCGAAAAAUAAUACCAUGUUUAUACCAACCAUGUGAAUUACCUCCUCAAUUGAAAUAUACUUUACUCCUUGAUUACAACAGAUCUAAACUGUAUGACUUCUGGGGAAGACUAAAAGAUUCUGUUAGAACAAUAACUAACGAUACUCUAAAAAAUGAUUCAGUGAAUAUGAAAGGCGAAGACGUAAAAGUAAAUCUACCCGAAGUUCCAAGUACUUCGACUUGUUCAUUAAAUUCCGAAACAACACCCACGGCAGCGAAAGAAACAUCUACAGAAAUUACAAAGACGAAAUCAAAAUCAAAAUUACUGUCAUGGACGAAGAAAAAUUUAAGCCCCAAACCGGCUCCGCCUACAAACUUAUCAUCUGAUGACAGUCAGAAUGAUUUAAUUAAAAAGCUUCCUUCGUUAGAAGGCUUAGACGACUUAGAAUCCCCAUCAAUUUCGAUGGAAAAAACUCCAAAAAAAGUUAAAAAAAUCAAAAGUAUAAAAGCUUGCGCUAAAAAAAUAAAAUCAUUUGUCAUUAAAUCCUGACAAGUUACAAAAAAUAUGCAAUUAAAACUGUGAUAUCUGAAAAAAUAUAAAUAUAUGUAUAUAUAUUUGAUACAUAUUUUUAUCAGUUAAUUUUUAUAAAUGAAAAAAUUUUAAGUAAAAUUAUUUUCGUGGUAUCGAUAAAUAAAUAAAAUGAGUGUGAAUGUAGCAGACAUCAGACAAAUUUAAAAUUAUUAAUUAAAAAUAAAUAAAAUUUUUACAAAAUGCGCAUUUAAAAAAUUUUGAAAUUAAUAAGUGCAUUUUUUAAAAAUAUUUUUUAAAUUAUUUACCCUAUUUAUUUAUAAUUAAAUGGCACCCAUGAUAAACCAGUACCGCUAAAUGUUCACCGAUUCAUUAGCAAUCAGCGCACUUAAUUUAUUCUUAUUUAUUUUUAGUUUAACCGAGUAAAAUUUAUGUUUAAUAAAGUUUGAUUUAAGGUAAAGAAAAUAAGUAUAAUUAAGAGAGUGGAAUAUUCGAGUUUCAAAUAAACUGUUUUCAUAGACAAAGACCCAAAUCAUUAAAUAAAAUAUUUCAUUUGAUGCCUAAAGUUAUAAAUUAUCGAAUGAAAUGUUUCUCGUUCAGAAAUUUGAGUUUAUGUCUGAGAACGGCUCAUUUUAAAUUUCCAUUUGCUGAUGCAAGUGCAACAAGGACCGUUUCGUUUGUUCACAUGUGUGUGAGAAAGAGAAUAGAUGGCAUAUCCUCUUAAUUACAAUUACGAUAUGCUAAGCUGUAUCUAGUGCUGAGUUAUACAAUUAUUUUUCUUUUUAUUUUUUAUUUUUUUUCAUUUGUUCUUUGAGAACUUAUUACUUCUGUGAGACUGCAUAAUUUAAGUCCAAAAUAUAUCAUGUAAUAUUUAUACUUAUGAAAAUAUUGUAAAAUUUUAUUGUUUCCACUAUAUAUAGUGUAUCUAAAUUUAUAAGUAUUGUCAACAACCCUGUUAUUGGCCACUAGGCUGUUGAUUCUAAAAUAAAUAAAUAAUUUAAAAUUUUUUUGAUGUCUGCUCCAUUCACACUCGUUAAAUAAAAACUCAUAUUUAAUUAAAACAAUUUGUAUUGAUUAGAAAAUAAUUGUUAAGUCUACAUAAUAACAU